This is a messenger RNA of Neodiprion virginianus, 3978 nucleotides long. RefSeq names its product E3 ubiquitin-protein ligase RNF8-like. Gene Ontology annotation, biological process: mitotic cell cycle checkpoint signaling; ubiquitin-dependent protein catabolic process; protein ubiquitination. The transcript is spliced from 8 exons. Lineage: Eukaryota; Metazoa; Arthropoda; Insecta; Hymenoptera; Diprionidae. Gene Ontology annotation, molecular function: nucleic acid binding; zinc ion binding; ubiquitin-protein transferase activity. Gene Ontology annotation, cellular component: nucleus. Bases 511 to 2565 code for a protein of 684 amino acids. The record is from RefSeq and is a predicted model, not a curated record.
AUAAACUUCCGCUGGUUGCGCAUUGCCAGAAAUUUGCUGCAAGUGCAUUGACAAAGAUAAACAACGGUAUUUUAAGUUUGAUGCAUAACUUCAAGUACAUUAAAUCAUAACGGUGUAUUUAUCGAUUCAAAGUGGGAUAAGUGAAAUAUCAGUGAGGGUUCAGAAUUGCGUCAAUUCGAAAUACUACUGAUAAUGCAAAAGAUUUAAUUCGCUGUGAUGAAAGGUUAUCGUUUCGGCGAUAAAAAAAAGAGAGAGUGAAAUUUUUCACUUCCUAUGCUGCGCGAGCUGCUUUUGUUUACAUGAGUUUAGCUUUGGUAAUAGGAUAGUGUUUUGCAGGUUUUGAAGCAAGUUCCCUGAGCGAUUCCUCGUUCCCAAAACAAAGCACGCAAUGUUAUAACAUGAAUUAACCGAUUUUGAUGUGAUAUUCGGCGUGUUUUUGAUAAUUAACGCAAGAUCGGCUGCGGUCGCCAUCAAGUUUUUGAAAAUUGUCAAGAACAUUCAUCAACCACGAUGGAAGAACAGGAAAGUCAUAGUUCGAAAAGAAACAUGUCUGAUAGUCUGGAGGCCGUGCUUGUCAACGUUGAAAAUACCGAUCCAAGUAGUUUCAUUCACAUUGACAAAAAUGAGUUUAAAAUAGGUAGAGGACGAUCGAACGACGAGAUACUGGCUAAUAUUUCGAUAUCAAGGCAGCAUUGUAUUAUCAAACGCUCAGACGUUGGCGAAUGGACGAUACAGGAUUUCAGUACGACUGGUACUUUUGUCAAUGGGAAUCAGUUGGCACCAGGAGAAAUACGGACGAUUAAAAUAAAUGAUUCUGUACGGUUUGGUCCGAUGUCUGAAUUUUUGUACAAAGUGCAACUACUCUCUAAGAGUGAGCCGCUUGCCAAGAAGGCGAAGAUGUCCGUGCCAGAGAUGGAUUUACGAGAUAUUGUUAUGAAGCAAAAGACUUUUGAAGAAUCGCAGCAAAUGGAAAGGGAUAAUCUUGCGGAACAAAUGAAAGCCAAACACAACGAGCAACUGGAGUUGAAAAAUGAACUGCAAAAGUUGUUGAAUGAAAGAGAAGCGGCAAAGGGAGUAAAGGAUCAUUUAAACAAUCAGAUCAACAUGCUGGAAAAAAAUAUAGAGGAAGUCAAACAGGCCGAAAUGAAUCUUGAGAAACUGAAUCGAGAGUUGUCGGAACGAUUAGAUAAGGAGAGGCAAGAGUUUGAGACAAAAUUGAACGAGGAGAAAAAGAAGCUGGAAGAAGCCUUGGAGAUUAGUAGGAAAGAAAAAGAGAUGUUGGUCAAUAAUAUGAAAGAACAGUUGGAGAAACUGAAAAAUGAACAACAGAUUGAGUGCAAAAAGCUAACCGAGUCACUCAGCGAAGAAAAGAAAACUGCUGAAAAAUUACAGAGUGAAAAGGUUGAAAUCGAACAAAAACUUAAGGAAACGGAAGAUGCUUUACUCAAGAUAGAAUCAAAAGCCAAUGAACUUCAAACUACUCUUGAAAAACAAAAUGCAGAGUCAGCUGCAAAAGUUGUCGCCCUCGGUACUGUGGCAGAAAACGUUGAGAUUAUUGAUGAGUCACAUCUGACGAUUCUAGAUACGAUAGAUUUGACUAAAGAAACACCUACGAAGAAAGCUGCUCCACCGAGCAGCACAGUGUCAGCUAAUGAAGACGUCUUCAACAAAGUUGGCGAUAUCAUGGAUGAACAGUUGACAUGUAGUAUUUGUUCAGAACUAUUCGUAAAAGCAACAACACUGAAUUGUACUCACACAUUUUGUCAGUACUGCAUAGAUACUUGGGAGAAGAAAAAGAAAGAAUGUCCGGUGUGCAGAACGGCAAUAAUUGCCAUGAAUCGAUCUUUGGUUUUAGACAAUUUCAUUGACAAAAUGGUGGAAAACUUGUCAGUGGAAUAUAAGAAACGAAGGACAGAUAUUGUUGAAGAACGGAGAGAAUACGAAAAGGCAGCAAAGCAACCGGCGAAUCAAGCACGUGGAAAGAAAGGUCGAGGCCGAGGUAGGGGAGGAAACGCGAAUACAAAUACUAAUCGUACUGGAAAUACUUCUACAGCAGCGACUAGUCGGACAGCCGGUAACAAUCACAUCCCAGGCGGGACAAGCGGUAGCAAUCCGGAUUGGAACAAUGCCUCAGGGUCAAGCGGUCAACAUCGCCAACAACGCUCAAGUAGUGGUGGUACCACAAAUCAUGAACAGACACCCGCAUCCACCCAGGGUUCAGGUAAUACAACCCAACAGACCAACGAUGAUGAUGACGGUUCAACGUGGAGCACGUCAACAGACGGCGACGGUGAGGAUACCAACUCCCUCUCAUCCGUCUACUCCUAUAGUCAGACCUCUGAGGAUCCGGAGAGCCACUUCGGAAACAUGGACAUCUCAAUCGACUCAGAUGGCCACAGCAGCGACGAUAGCUGGUCGGGAAUAGUCGAUGGAUAUGAGGAUUAUUGGAGCGAACCACAGGACGACUAUAUAGAAGGUCGAAUUGGUGCCCUUUACGGUGGAUAUGGUAGUUGCUAUUCCUGCGGAAACAGGGGGCAUUGGGCUCCGGGAUGUCCAUUCACAUGAUUUUGUGGGAUUGACAAGUGACUGAACAUAUUCUAGAAACGAUUUUGAGGUGUAUGCAAUAUUUAUCAUUUUCAAUCCACUCGAUUGAGUAAAAUUUCGUUGCUUCGUUGAGUGACUUAUCGACCAGAUUUAUUUGGGUCAUUUACGAAUAGCAUUAUUAUUAUUAUUGUCAUUAAAUUUUGAUGAUAAUAUUAGUUGAGCACUUACUGUCGAAAAUUAUACGCAGUUAUUUAAAUCUCAUCAAUCUCGUUCAUCCCGCGAUAUUCCAUAUUCAGUGUAUCAGCUAUAACCGAAAGUACUCGGAAACUUUCGAAAAGCCAUAUUAAUAAUUUGAAUGAUAUCUAUUUUCUAAGUUCAGACAUCCCCGGAUAUUGAUUAACGUUAUCGAAAUUAUUCUGUUACAGUAAGUUCGUCAGUAGUGUUGUCAUUAUUUACGUAUAGGGUUGAUAACAAUUUUGGAAGGUGAAAUAUUCCCGAAAACUUAUAAACGUUAUCAUAUUUAAUUUUGAAAGAUUUUGCAGAAGAAAAUAAAUUAAAAUUCAGCACACUGGUUGUACAAGGCUUUGAGAUGAUUACUUUUCAUUUCUUGGAUUGCAGCAGUAUUAUAACUUCACUGUACAUUUUACAGUGAAUGAAUACAAAACUUACUGCUGGAGAAAUGGAAUUAAAUUGAAAAAUAAUUACUUGUAUACAAAUAUUACUUUUAAGAACUUUGCUCCAAAAUUUACGUUGUAAUACUUGUAAUAAUCAGUUAGAGAAUAAAUGAAAAAUUAUUUUGUAAACAAGGAAUAUUCAUCAUUUAUUAAAAACAAUUGGUAAAUUCAUUUCUAAUAGUACGUAUCUACAUUUCAUCACACAGUGGUACAUACAGAUCUUAUGUCGUACUUCUUGUAAUGUCGCGCGAUCGAAUAAAGAAUGGAAAAUAGUUGAAAUUAGUCAUAAUGAGGCAGAUGGUCUAGUGACUUGUAAAGUUACAAGUUGGACUAGCACACAGACGAGAUCCGUGUUUUAUGAAUUUUGGUAGACAUUUUUUUCUCACGAUUAGUCAUCGCAUUAAAUUUAUUCUUGUGCCAGUCGACGUUAUAUGCACUGAUUAUUAGGUAACAGUGAACAUGUUUAACAAAUGUGUGAUAGUUUAACUGUUCAGAAAAUCAGGCCAUACUUCAUGCAAUCUUUCAUUGAAAAAUAUUUUUCUUUCUAAUUAAUAUUACGAAAUAUUAACGAACAAUUAAUGCAAAUUGUAAGAUGUUGAGUUUGAUGACCUGGUGAAGUUCAACAAUUCUGACGGAAGAAACAUGUUUGGAACUUGAAAAAAUUCAAUGUUGUAUUACUGAACCUUAAAUUGAGCUGCAUACACGCAUACACCACGGCUGCACAAUGCGCACACGGAUUUAUAUCAACAAUAGACAAAAG